AUGAACAACAUACCAAUCAUUUUGGCAGCUGUACAACAGCAAAACCUCAAGCUGAUUGAGCAAUUUUUGACACUCAAUUCAGGGGAGAAGCAUGAGGAGGAAUUGGAGGAUUUAGAAAGGAUUUUUUCUGGAAAGGAGCAAAUGCCUCGAAGCGUGUGGAUGCUAAAGCGUUACGGGACAUUUUGGGAGAAGGAUGUGCAGGAAAACAACGAAAUGUUCUUCAAGGAAAGCUUUCGAAUGGAGAAGAGGACCUUUUCGUUUUUGCCUUAUACACCUUGGGAUCAUCCGCGGAAUAUCGUUCCAUCGGAAGGCUGUUUGGAGUCGCACAAAACACUGUGUGCAAAAUUCUUCAUGAAUUUUGCGGGGCACUCAUUUUAG
Messenger RNA from Drosophila rhopaloa, 378 nucleotides. RefSeq lists its product as uncharacterized. The record is from RefSeq and is a predicted model, not a curated record. The coding region runs from base 1 to 378 and encodes 125 amino acids. NCBI's taxonomy places the organism in Eukaryota, Metazoa, Arthropoda, Insecta, Diptera, Drosophilidae. The transcript has 3 exons.